CCAUGGCCGAUCUCAAAGCAGAGGGAACGAAUUAGCAGAAAAGACUGGACUAGAUUUCGGUACUUCUUCUGAAGCCAUUAAUCAAGCUUUGUGGAAAUUCUUGUUUGGAAAUUUUCAAGUUUUCAGAAGAAUUGGAACCUGUUUUAGUACACAUAAUCAAGAAAUUUUUGAGCAAGAGGAAGAGAAAAAGACCCAAGUUCGGGUUUGUUUUUGGUUUUGGGAACCGAAAUUAAGCGGGUUUUGGGUUUUUAUGAUAUAGUUUGGUUUUGCAGAUUGUGAUUUUUUUGGAUUAUUUGAAAGAAGUUUAUGAUCAAGGGAGGCCCAAGAUUGAAUUUUGGUUUUUUGGUUUGGAAACGUAGAAGAUUCUGAGUGGUUUCAACUAGGUUCAUGAUUUUUUUGACGGAAUAGAUUGGGAUUAAAGAUUGAACAAUGUCAAUGAACAAUAACAAUCAGGUCAAGAAUGUUGGGGCCCCACCACAUUUUGGUAAUUCAGGGAUGGUUCCACAAUCUAUGCCUUUGAAUCACCAGCCCCAUCUUCUUUCUCAAGCACAACCUCAAACACAAAGUGGGUCUCAUUUUCCCGGCCAUUUUCAGUUGUCCGAGCCUCAAGCGCAGGCGCUUGCUCAGUCUCAGUUUGUGAACGCCCACGCACAAGCGCAGGCUCAUGCAGCGCACACCCAAUUCCAAUCUCAGUUGCAGGCUCAAGCGCAGUCGCUCGCCCAUUUGCACAGUGCCAACGCUGGUAAUGCUGGUGUGUCAUCACCUCCUGUGGCGACGCCGGGCACGGGAAGUACCAAGAGAGCUAACCAGAAACCACCUUCUCGGCCACCAAGUUCAUCCAAUGCCAAUACGAGUUUGCCGUUUAAGACCAUGGAGCUGACCCCGGCUGCUCGUAGAAAGAAGCGUAAACUACCUGAUAAACAGAUACCGGAUAAGAUUGCAUCACUUUUGCCUGAAUCUGCCCUUUAUACUCAGUUGCUUGAAUUUGAGGCCCGUAUUGAUACUGCUUUGGCGAGGAAGAAGAUUGCCAUCCAGGAGUCCUUUAAAAUCUCUCCCCGUUUCCAGAAAACGCUAAGGAUUUACGUAUUCAACACCUUUGCAAAUCAGACACAAAAUACAUCCGAAAACAAGAAUGCAGAACCCCCUACUUGGUCGCUUAAGAUAGUUGGGAGGCUCUUGGAAGACGGAAAAGAUCCUCUGGUUUCUGGAAUGACACCUAAGUAUAGCACCAAGUUCUCAUCUUUUUUCAAGAAAAUUACUAUAUACUUGGACCAAAAUCUUUAUCCAGAUAACCAUGUGAUUCUGUGGGAAAGUUCUCGUUCACCAGUUCUUCAUGACGGCUUUGAGGCGAAGCGAAAAGGGGAUAAAGAGUUUUCUGCAAUGAUAAGGCUGGAAAUGAAUUAUGUGCCAGAAAAAUUUAAACUUUCCCAAGCGCUGAGUGAAGUUCUUGGAAUCGAGGCAGAUACCAGCACUAGAGUCAUAGCUGCGAUUUGGCACUAUGUUAAAGCUAGGAAGUUGCAGAUCCCUAGUGACCCUACUUCUUUCAUGUGUGAUCCUCCUCUUCAGAAAGUUUUUGGGGAAGAGAAAAUGAAAUUUACCAUGGUUUCAGGCAAGUUAGCACAGCAUUUAAGUCCGCCGCAGCCUAUACAUCUGGAGCAUAAAAUUAAGCUUUCAGGAAACUGUCCAGCGGGAACUACCUGCUAUGAUGUUCUGGUUGAUGUGCCUCUUCCUCUGGAGAAGGAAAUGUCUUCAUUCUUGGGAAAUACCGAUAAGAAUAAGGAAAUUGAUGCUUGUGACGAAUUGAUUGCUACAUCAAUUAAGAGGAUCCAUGAACACCGGAGACGGCGGGCUUUCUUUCUUGGUUUUAGUCAGUCUCCGGCGGAGUUUAUUAAUACGUUGAUUGCUUCUCAGAGUAAAGACUUGAAGCUUGUUGCUGGAGACGCUAGUAGAAACACAGAAAAGGAGCGCCGUUCUGAUUUCUAUAAUCAACCAUGGGUUGAAGAUGCCGUAAUUCGUUACCUGAACAGAAAAACUGCUGGAAGUGAUGCUCCUGGGAGCACUUGAAUGAAGGGAUUAUUGAAUUGUCAGUAGCUGACAGGCUUGUAGGGUUGUACUCCAUCAUUAACAUCCUUUUUGUUUGGUUUCUUCUUGGUACCUUUCCCAUCUUGAUUUCAGCAUUAUAAGCUCCUCUUUUUUUGUUUUUUUUGGAACAUAUGCGUCUGGUUGGUAGAUUCGUACCAUGAUUUGAAUUAUGAUUCGUGGUUCGUUACAGUAUUUUUUCUCAUAAAAAACACACAUAAAUCGAGAAUGAUUCUGAAUCUAUAAACCAAACGUUUAGUCAUCAGGAGAGGAAAAGAGAUACAUAUUUCUGACUUUUGCUUAGUUCUAGUUAGAUUUAUUGAUUUAAUAGACAAAAUCAU
This is a messenger RNA of Morus notabilis, 2420 nucleotides long. Its product is annotated as SWI/SNF complex component SNF12 homolog. Gene Ontology annotation, cellular component: nucleus; SWI/SNF complex. NCBI's taxonomy places the organism in Eukaryota, Viridiplantae, Streptophyta, Magnoliopsida, Rosales, Moraceae. The record is from RefSeq and is a predicted model, not a curated record. Bases 430 to 2064 code for a protein of 544 amino acids. The transcript has 3 exons. Gene Ontology annotation, biological process: regulation of transcription by RNA polymerase II.